This is a messenger RNA of Beauveria bassiana ARSEF 2860, 1233 nucleotides long. Its product is annotated as nuclear protein SNF4. The record is from RefSeq and is a predicted model, not a curated record. The transcript is spliced from 4 exons. NCBI's taxonomy places the organism in Eukaryota, Fungi, Ascomycota, Sordariomycetes, Hypocreales, Cordycipitaceae. Bases 1 to 1233 code for a protein of 410 amino acids.
AUGGAGGGCAGCGCAGAUUCCUCUAGCGCUCACAUGGCCUAUGCCCCCGCACAUGCCGCCGCCGACCAGCAAUCUGAGCCUGCUGGCAGUCCCGGCACCGGCGCUCGCUUGAAUUCCGGAGGGCCCAGACCUGCCGCUACCGACGAUGCGCCAGCUCUGCCAGAGUUGACGCUCCCUCCCAUUGUGGCCCCCUCAUCCUACUUGCGCGCUCAAAGGCCAUCCACCCCGACCGUCAUGGCUUCCGCGCCCGAGAACAAGACUCCGAGUCCCCUCGACCGCGAGCAGCAAGAGGGCCUGGAAGCCAUCCGCGAUUUUCUCAAGGUGCGCACCAGCUACGACGUGCUGCCACUGUCUUUCCGCCUCAUCGUCCUCGACACCGACCUGCUCAUCAAAAAGAGCCUUAAUAUCUUGAUCCAGAAUUCGAUCGUGUCUGCCCCGUUAUGGGACUCGCAGACAUCGCGAUUUGCCGGUCUCUUGACCAGCACCGACUACAUCAAUGUUAUCCAAUACCAUAUACAGUAUCCCGACGAGAUGAGCAAGCUCGAUCAAUUCCGACUCCGCAGUCUGCGUGAUAUCGAAAAAGCAAUCGGCGCCGUCCCAAUCGAGACUCUCUCCGUUCACCCGUCGCGACCGCUGUUCGAAGCAUGCAGGCAGAUGCUCAAAACCCGAGCGCGCAGAAUCCCGCUCGUCGACGUCGACGACGAGACGGGCCGCGAAACACUCAUUUCUGUCAUUACACAAUACCGUAUCCUCAAGUUCAUUGCCGUAAACAAUGCCGACUAUACUGUCAUGCUCAAAAAGACUGUUCGAGAAAUCAACCUCGGAUCAUACAACAAUCUUGUAACGUCUACGAUGAAUGCCACAGUACUUGACGUCAUCUGGCUCAUGGUGGACGGCAAUAUAAGUUGCAUUCCUAUCCUCGACAGCGAAGGCCGAGUUCUCAACGCAUUCGAAGCAGUUGAUGUUAUUCCGUGCAUCAAAGGCGGCGUGUACGAGGAUCUCGGUGGUUCUGUUGGAGAGGCCCUCUGCAAACGCCCAGACGACUCGCCAGGCAUCUACACCUGCAGCGAAGAUGACCGACUCGACGCUAUAUUCGACGCUGUCCGAAAGAGCAGAGUUCACAGGCUAAUCGUGGUUGAUGAUGACAAUAAGCUCAAAGGCGUCAUCUCGCUCUCGGAUAUCCUGAAAUAUGUGCUAUGUGGAGAAGGUGAAGAUGAGGUCAAAAAGCAAUAA